GCAUACCCCUUUCUCGCAGAUCUAUAAUCGAUCAAGACCUCAGCAUCACCAACUCAAACAUGUUCAUAUGUUCACUCGUAUCAUUUUUGGAUUUCUUCAAUGGAAAACAAUUAAGACCUGUCAUGCCAUUUAGGAGACCAUAUGGACUCUCAAUUCUUCCACACCAUUGGCUCUUUUUAACUCCCCACUAUCGUUAAUGAUAAUCACAAGCCAAGCAUUUUCCCCCGCAGCAAUUGAUAGGUAUCUGUGCCUCAAGUCAUCAGCCUUGUUCUUCCAUAGAUAAAUCUGGAUCUACGACUCUACCAAAAGGAUUACUGUGAUGAUCACUCCUUAUGAGCGCGAAUGGACGGGCAUUAGAAGGAACUGCGCUGCGAAGCUUAAGGAUGAGAUGUGACUUGGUGAAGGUAUGUGAUUGUCGUGCCUAAUGAGGAGGUGGGGGUGUAGAUUGCUGGGACAUCAUUGGACAAAUUUUGCAUUUGCUUGGUCUCUGUACAAAAUUGAUCUUCCUUCUUUCUUUGGUAGGAACGAGAAAAUUAGAUACUUCAUGUACACAUAUCACCCUGCUGAUGAGAGAUUGUGGUUCUGACUCACAUUUUCGUCAGCAAUCAAUGACCAAAGGCAUCUAUGCAUCUAUCUAUCUCACCCCGCACUCCCUUCCUUCGUUCCUCGAUCACCGAUAAGACGUGCGACUACCUAGUAUAUCAUCUUAUUCUGUUUGUAUAACCAAUCUUCACUGCUUAAUUAUUGAACCAAUCUAUUGAGCUCUGUAGACUGAGCAAAUCCUCAGAUCGAAUCGUCUGAUACGAAACCUGUGAGUGGAAGCAUUGAGCCGCGUAUAGGAAAGGAAGAUAUCUGCACCACAAUACUUGCAACGCUCAUUCAACAACCUCUAUUUUUGCAAUCAUGGAUUCUUCUGUAAUCCAUCCUUCAAUGGUCAAUAUUGGUACCUAUUCAUACCUGCUUGGCCAUGGCGUGUCCACAAAUAUCACUGGUGAAAUUACUGAAGGCCAGGUGCCGCUAACCAUUCUUUCAAUCGAUGUGGAUAAUGAUCACAUCACUCAAUCAUGGCUGGAUUCUAAAUAUGAAGAGUUUGCCAGGAAAGACGAUGUAUGGUGUGACAUUUUUGCUCGUAAUAUUUUUGCACAGGAGUCUCCGGGAGUAUUACGCCUCAUAGCCAACUCUGACGAAUCAAAGAUCCUCAGAUCGAAAUCUUUCGAAUAUCAAGGCUUUCUUCCUGAAGGUCCUUAUAUUCUGAGUGGUUCGACAAUUCAUCGCAUCUAUAAGCUGUACCCAGACCCUCUCGGCGCAUUUGUUUGUGGCGUUAUACCAACUGCUCCAGGUAGCAAUCGCUAUCAAAGAAUACCUAUGGAUUAUAUUCCAGUUCCGUCCCGGCUUUACUCUCCGCCAUCUCAUCUUCAGCCCCUCUUAGGUAAACGGAUAGCAGUGAAAGAUAUCAUUGACCUUGAAGGUGUCAAAACUACUGUCUGCAGCAAAGCUUACGAAGCCCUUCGAGACGUAUCAAUCAAUACAGCUCCGUCAAUACAAAAACUCAUCGAUGAGGGAGCUGUGAUCAUUGGAAAGGUCAAGACGACUCCCUUUUCAUCUGGAAUGGGCCCAAGGGAUUGGGUAGAUUAUCAAGCGCCAUUUAAUCCUCGAGGUUGUGGCUAUCUAGAUACUUCAUGUAGCAGUGCCGGAAGUGCCGCUGCACUUGCUGGAUAUGAGUGGUUAGAUUUUACUAUUGGCUCAGACUCGCUCGGAAGUAUGGUCAGUCCUGCGGCGGAUAAUGGACUCUUUGGUAUUAGGCCCACACACGGUCGUAUCUCUUGCGAAGGUCUUGUUCCAGUGUCAUCAUAUCUCGAUACACCUGGCAUUUUCAGUCGAGACAUAUCAGAUUUUAGUGCUUCUACGAAGUUAUGGCUCGGAGCAUCUGAUGAUUCUGACCCAAAAACUUCAUCUGUGAUGCCUACGAAAUUAACAAUCUUGUCAGAAAGAUAUGAGAAUUUAGCCCCAGAGAUGAAAAAGGUGAUGGAAGAUUUCAUACAAGAUUUCGAGAAGGCUACCCAGCUUCAUCGUACGACCACUACCAUGGAUGAGCUGUGGAAGUUACACGCACCAGAAACCUUAUCUGAAAAGACCUUUGCGGAGACAUUUCAAACAACACUAGCACACAUCCAACUUUAUGGACACUACAACAACACCACUCCUUUCCGAGAAGAAUACAGGGAAAGAUUUGGCACAGAGCCAUACGCAGAGCCAUUGCUCCGUUACAAAUGGGAGCUAGGUGCGAAUCUGACGCAAGAUCAACUCACUACAGCAUUGAAAGAGAAAAAACUAUUUUCCAAUUUUCUCAAAGAACAGCUUUUCAAUGAUGGUGGAGUCAUGCUAUUACCUUGUGCCCUACCAGAUAUCCCUUAUCGUGACGGCUAUUUUGGUUCUGUCGAGGAAUCGGGCGCGCCAUGGCAAGGAUUCAACGUUCCCAUCACUGUAUUCUCAUCACUGGGUGGAGGACCAGCAGUAUCAAUCCCUGUGGGACAACGACUGUACGAUUCCAAAAUUACGCGAGCAAAAGAGUACCAACCAGUGGGCUUAAUGCUAUUAGGUGCUCCAGGAACGGACGAGUAUCUUAUUGACCUGGUGAAACAUGUGCUAGUAGCUAGUAAUCGACCGCUCGUUGUCAAGACGGGCAAAGUCGCGUUUUGAGAUUUGGUAAAUUCGACACACUCAUCCCCGAGACAUUCCUAUCUAUUCCUUCGCUUCAAAUGCCCAUUUACUCGUGAAGAACGACGUUGCGUGUGAUUAUUCAAAUGCUAUUUUUAUUAUAAACAGUCCUCAUAUCUCCCUCAUAUGAUUACUGUUGAGCCUGGGGAGGAAAUUCAUACACUCUCA
This is a messenger RNA of Botrytis cinerea B05.10, 2886 nucleotides long. RefSeq lists its product as hypothetical. The record is from RefSeq and is a predicted model, not a curated record. Lineage: Eukaryota; Fungi; Ascomycota; Leotiomycetes; Helotiales; Sclerotiniaceae. The transcript has 10 exons. Bases 904 to 2700 code for a protein of 598 amino acids.